GCCUAGCGGUGCCUUCAUACAUUUGUUUACUUUUUUGGCGUUUUUUUUUUCUGCUGUUGUUGAUAUGUAAUUUCCCGCACAGACACACUCUCUUUUCAAAUCCUCCCUAACCUUCUAAAACUCACCAACAUCGUUGUCUCAAAUGUCUAUCUCCAGCCAUACCUAUCCUAAAAUCAGGAAGUCAUUUCCUCUCCGUCGUCGUUGCCGCCCUACCUCCGUCUAAACUCCGCGCCCCCCCCUCCCCCCGCGAGAAACCAUCACAAAUACUAUAGACCCACCUCGGUUGUGUUCCUGUCUUCUCAGACCGACAAACAAUGUCCCCCACCAAGAAACGCAUCAUCCUCGAGAAAUCCCGCACCGUCCGCCGGCGGUACCAGCGCAGCAACAAGCGGCUCCAGUUCACGGCCUCGCAGAUCGCGCGCAUCGAGCGCGAGCAGGAGCGCGAGCGCCGCGCGCAGCACCUCCGUGAUCGGGACAAGAAACGCAUCGCCAACAAGAAGAAGAAGGCGGAGAAGGAGGCCCGCGACCGCGAGGAGCGGCGGCGGCUGGGGCUGAUGGGGCUGCCGGAUCCGAAUGCGCCGGUCGUGCCGUCGAGUCAGCCUUCGCUGUUCAGCUUUAUUAAGAAGCCUUCUAUUGGGGAGAGUAGUACGGAGCUUGAGGAUCUUGAUCUCGAAGGUUGGGAAAGUGAGUCUCUCACGGCUAUGGAGGAUGGGGUGGUUGAUGCGAAAGUGCAGGGUUGGGGCCGUGAUGUGUCUCUUGGUGAAAAUGAGGAGAGCGCUGUUGCGGCUAUUGCUGCUGCUGAGGACAAGCCUGCCAGUACGGAUGACAAGCCUCGUUGGGAGGAUGAUCAGGUGGAGGAAGAUGAGUUCUCAGAUUGCUCCAUCUUUGACUACGAGGAUAUCAUCGGGAAAACCGAGACCGUUGCGACUGAUGUUUUAAACACGAAGGAGGCAAGGCCUGCGAUAGAGCAAAGAGCUAUAUCUAGCUGGUCGGCAAGCGACUCAUUUCAGGAUGAAACGGCACUUUUGUUGGAAGAAUUGGGCCAUGAGUUUGACACCGACGAGGAGUUUGAACAGGCGCUGGGCGCGCUGGAUGCUGUAUAAGCCAAUAG
This is a messenger RNA of Aspergillus saccharolyticus JOP 1030-1, 1111 nucleotides long. RefSeq lists its product as uncharacterized. Bases 315 to 1103 code for a protein of 262 amino acids. The transcript is spliced from 3 exons. The record is from RefSeq and is a predicted model, not a curated record. Lineage: Eukaryota; Fungi; Ascomycota; Eurotiomycetes; Eurotiales; Aspergillaceae.